Drosophila elegans is the source of this 697-nucleotide messenger RNA. RefSeq names its product cytochrome c oxidase subunit 4 isoform 1, mitochondrial (gene COX4L). NCBI's taxonomy places the organism in Eukaryota, Metazoa, Arthropoda, Insecta, Diptera, Drosophilidae. Bases 42 to 611 code for a protein of 189 amino acids. Gene Ontology annotation, biological process: mitochondrial electron transport, cytochrome c to oxygen. The record is from RefSeq and is a predicted model, not a curated record. The transcript is spliced from 2 exons.
CAAAAAAUUAUAAGUAUACAAAAAAGUACAGUGCCGUCAAAAUGUCGGCACUGCGCCUGAUUCCCCGUGGAAACGCUGGGGGGAAUCUCAGCCAGAUUAUGACUCUCAGCCAAAUGGGACGUCGACUGGCGAGCGGCGGCGACGGCAUUCGCCUGAUGGUCGGCGAACGUGAGGUGGUUGGCUACGGCAUCAACGGUCGACCCAUCUACUUUGACAGCCAGGACUGCCCCUUUCCGGCCAUUCGAUAUCGCGAGGUUACACCCGAGCUGUGCGCCAUCCGCGAAAAGGAGCUGGGCGACUGGAAGAAGCUAUCGCUGGACGACAAGAAGCGGCUGUAUCGUCACAGUUUCUGCCAGACCUUCGUGGAGUUCCAGCACUUUACGCCCGAAUGGAAGAUCUGUCUGGGCGUGGCUCUGUGGCUCGUGGCCCUUGGACUGAGCAUCAGCAUGGUCUUGAAGACCAAAAUGUACGGCCAACUGCCGGAUACAUUCGACGAGGAUCGGCGGUCGGCCCAAUUGCGCCGCAUGAUCCAGCUGCAGAUGAAUCCCAUCACCGGAAUAUCAUCCAAAUGGUGUUACGAGGAAAACAAAUGGAAGUCACAGCUACACUGAUUUGCCGUCACACUGUGUACAGAAACGAAGCUAGUAACACACAAUCAACACACAAUUAACACACACUCAACACACAACACUUUCAA